This is a messenger RNA of Arachis ipaensis, 1303 nucleotides long. Its product is annotated as Protein with RING/U-box and TRAF-like domain. Gene Ontology annotation, biological process: ubiquitin-dependent protein catabolic process; multicellular organism development. Gene Ontology annotation, cellular component: cytoplasm. Gene Ontology annotation, molecular function: protein binding; zinc ion binding; ubiquitin protein ligase activity. NCBI's taxonomy places the organism in Eukaryota, Viridiplantae, Streptophyta, Magnoliopsida, Fabales, Fabaceae. The record is from RefSeq and is a predicted model, not a curated record.
UCAGGAUUCGAACACCGAAAUUAAUAUUUUAUUCCUACAGCACUUCUGUGUCUGUGUCUUGGAACUUAGAAAAGACCAAUGAAAGAAAGGCAUCAAUUUUUGGCAUCGGUUUCUGUAAGCAACUACUAAAUUAAAUAAAAAUAGUUCCUUUUUUUCCACUUCCCUUCUUCCCUUGUCUUCUCCCCACCUCACCCUCCAUCACAAAUUCAAAAACUUGCAUUCCAUACUCUUUAUUUUUUCUUUUUCUUUUUCUUUUUCUCUUUUGAGUGAAUCACAAACACCCGAAGAUUAGGCCCAGAGUAAUUUCGGUUGAAAGAAGGAAAAGAAAGAAAUGGAAUCGAGUAGCAUUGAUAGCAGUAUAUUGUCCUUGACUAUGAUGGAGGAAGAUGAGCAUACCCAUCAUCAGUUUUCUUCGAUCUCGAAGCUGCACAACAAUGGCCCCACCACAACCAGUGUCCAUGACCUUCUUGAGUGCCCUGUUUGCACAAAUUCAAUGUACCCUCCAAUCCACCAGUGUCACAAUGGGCAUACCCUUUGUUCAACUUGCAAGACAAGGGUACACAACCGGUGCCCGACUUGCAGACAGGAACUCGGAGACAUAAGGUGUCUGGCAUUGGAGAAGAUAGCAGAAUCACUUGAACUUCCUUGCAGAUACAUCUCUCUUGGUUGUCCAGAGAUAUUUCCAUAUUACAGCAAACUAAAACAUGAGGCUAUUUGUAACUUCAGACCAUACAACUGCCCUUAUGCCGGCUCAGACUGCUCUAUCGUCGGAGAUAUCCCGUACCUUGUCGCUCAUUUAAGAGAUGAUCACAGGGUUGAUAUGCAUUCUGGCUGCACGUUCAACCAUCGCUAUGUCAAGUCUAAUCCCAUGGAAGUAGAAAAUGCUACUUGGAUGCUAACAGUGUUCCACUGUUUCGGCCAGUAUUUCUGUCUCCAUUUUGAAGCAUUCCAGCUCGGUAUGGCUCCAGUUUACAUGGCAUUCCUCCGGUUCAUGGGAGACGAAAGAGAGGCCCGUAACUACAGCUACAGCCUGGAGGUAGGAGGAAACGGACGCAAGCUAACCUUCGAGGGGAGUCCAAGAAGCAUCAGAGAUAGCCACAAGAAAGUCCGAGACAGCCACGAUGGCCUCAUUAUAUACCGUCACAUGGCGCUCUUCUUUUCGGGCGGGGACAGGAAAGAGUUGAAGCUGAGAGUGACAGGAAGAAUAUGGAAAGAGCAGCAGAACCCUGAUGGUGGAGUGUGCAUUCCCAAUCUGUGUACCUAAGGUUCAUUGUAUUCUAUUGUAUUGUAUCUCUCUAACCUU